AUGGCUCUGUUACAAUUCGGGACAACGCUUGUGUUCGGUGUACCGCCACUUUGGAAUAACGAGAACCAGCCAGAUCCGAAUCUGAGGAAGUUUCAGGCUGUGAUAGUCGGUGUCCUCGGAACCAUUCCAACGCUGACACUGGCCUACGUGACUGCACCCUUCGCGCACCAGGUCUUCCUCCAAAUACCCGAGUACGCAAGACGCAGCAGACAGGACUUGAUGCAUUUCGCACGCACACUUAACCUCAAUCCAAAAGGCACUGCAAACACGAAAAUAGAGUUCGUAACACUACGUAUCUUCCCAUUCCGAAAGCAUACUACCGCCUUUCUGCAUGAGCUGCGCGCUCUACCUCCCAUGAAAAUGCGUUUAGCCAACAUUGAGUUGCCUAAGACUGAAGAAUGGGCGAAGAGACAGCGCGCGAAAGGGAUCUUCAAGAGGAUGGCCGAGGUGGUGAAGGAGCCGAGGUUCAAGUUCUAUGUCAAAGAGGGGCGUAUGUACACGAUGAAGACGGGUGUGCCGGGCGUAUGGGAAGAGGUAGCUAAACGUAUUCAAGAACAGACUGUUUCCGAGAAAGAGGCGGCGGAGAAACUUAAGAUUGGUGCGAGGAGGCCCGUUGUGGUCAGAAAGAUUACGAGACCUGAGGUGGGUAACGAGAGGAUUAAGAGGCAAACUUCAAGGGCGGUGCGUAGAUGA
Molecule: messenger RNA, 693 nt
Organism: Cucurbitaria berberidis CBS 394.84
Lineage: Eukaryota; Fungi; Ascomycota; Dothideomycetes; Pleosporales; Cucurbitariaceae
Exons: 2
Coding region: 1-693 (230 amino acids)
Source: RefSeq, a predicted model, not a curated record